Molecule: messenger RNA, 752 nt
Organism: Brassica napus (rape)
Lineage: Eukaryota; Viridiplantae; Streptophyta; Magnoliopsida; Brassicales; Brassicaceae
Product: protein SOB FIVE-LIKE 1
Exons: 1
Coding region: 1-489 (162 amino acids)
Biological process (GO): cytokinin biosynthetic process
Source: RefSeq, a predicted model, not a curated record
AUGCUAACAUUGAAAACUUGGUUUGUUUUCUUCUUUACGUUGAUCAAAGCCAUGGAGUCCCCUAGGAACCAUGGAGCCUCUGAGGAGGAGGAAUACAGCAGUUGUGAGUCAGGGUGGACUAUGUACAUAGGAGACGCCUUCCAAGGAAAUGGCCAUUCUACUGUUGUUGUUGAUGAUGAUGGUGAUGAUGAUGAUGAGUACUCACAUGUAAAAGAUGUCGAUGAUGGUUACGAGAAUAAUGAUGGUGGUAAAGAGAGUGAUGACUCGAUGGCCUCUGAUGCAUCUUCAGGGCCUAGCAAUCAGAUUUCAAACAACAUCAACAAACAUGCAGCUAGGAAGAAUGGUUCUAAACAAGUCUGCAUUCAAAAACGCCAACCUACAGAGAAAACAUUAAGCAAUGAAGGAGAAAAAUCUGAGGUCAAAGCUAGAACAAGAACAAGUGCAGCUAGCCGUGCCCAGAGUAGAGGCAAGGUGAGCAAAACCAAAUGAUGAUACUCACGAGAAGAACAUAUGGUGGUUCUCAUAGAAUCCAAAUCCUGUAAUGAAGAGAGAGAUGUUUAAGGUCCCUUACCAGUCCUGUUGUUUGCCUUUAAUAAGCCAUGUGUGUAGGUAGUUGCUUUGUUUUCAUUUGCCGGAAUAUGUUUUUUUUGUAGAUGCUGUCCCAAAUAAGUUAUCUGCACGGUUCUCCGUUCAACCCUGUUAAUGUUAUACCAUAUGUACCAUGUUCUUCACAUACAUAUCUUCAUCUUCAA